This is a messenger RNA of Suhomyces tanzawaensis NRRL Y-17324, 648 nucleotides long. It is a transcript of the gene OPI3, whose product is annotated as bifunctional phosphatidyl-N-methylethanolamine N-methyltransferase/phosphatidyl-N-dimethylethanolamine N-methyltransferase. Gene Ontology annotation, molecular function: S-adenosylmethionine-dependent methyltransferase activity. The transcript has a single exon. The record is from RefSeq and is a predicted model, not a curated record. Bases 1 to 648 code for a protein of 215 amino acids. Gene Ontology annotation, biological process: phosphatidylcholine biosynthetic process. NCBI's taxonomy places the organism in Eukaryota, Fungi, Ascomycota, Pichiomycetes, Serinales, Debaryomycetaceae.
AUGGCCAGCUUAAUUGACGAUCUCUCGCUUCUCAAGACCGAUCUCGUGUACCUCGUGCAGAACUUCGAGUCGUACUUGGACCCCACGCUGCAAUUGAAGUACGCAAUAGCCACCAUAGCCUUCAACCCCAUUUUCUGGAACAUCGUGGCUAGGCUGGAGUACAACACCCAUUUCCUCACCAAACUCGCUGGAGGUGCUAGGAGAGGGUGCUACUUGCUUGCGUUCACCAUCUUCGGCUUGGGGAUCUACAGAGACCACGUCUACCACCAGGCACUCCUGGCCCAGCCUACGUACCAGCCUUUGCUCGACUCGUCCAUUAUCCAGGCAUUGGCUGUGUUGCUGUUUGGGUUCGGUAACGUGCUUGUCUUGACCUCCAUGUACGCUUUGGGGGUCACAGGGACCUAUCUCGGUGACUACUUUGGCAUCUUGAUGGACGAUAGAGUCACAGGAUUCCCAUUCAACGUCAACGACAACCCCAUGUAUAACGGCUCGACCCUCUGUUUCUUGGGAACUGCGUUGUGGUACGGAAAGCCUGCGGGAAUUGCGGUCACUGGCUUCGUGUAUGUGAUGUACAAGAUAGCCUUGUUGUUUGAGGAGCCUUUCACCGCCAAAAUCUAUGCCCAAAGAGACCAGAAGAAGACCAAUUGA